This is a messenger RNA of Pan troglodytes (chimpanzee), 1799 nucleotides long. RefSeq names its product 5-hydroxytryptamine receptor 3E (gene HTR3E). Gene Ontology annotation, cellular component: membrane. The record is from RefSeq and is a predicted model, not a curated record. Gene Ontology annotation, biological process: monoatomic ion transmembrane transport. The transcript is spliced from 8 exons. Bases 172 to 1497 code for a protein of 441 amino acids. Lineage: Eukaryota; Metazoa; Chordata; Mammalia; Primates; Hominidae. Gene Ontology annotation, molecular function: transmembrane signaling receptor activity; extracellular ligand-gated monoatomic ion channel activity.
CAUAGGCAAGAACAAGACAACCAGAACACUCUUUGAAGGAAGGUUACAAAUGUCAGUGGUCAACCAAUGCUAUUAGUAUUCAAAGUCAGACUCUAGGUGUGGCCUGUGCUGCUUUAAUCUGGGCAUUCCUGGGUCCCAGUACAUGUUCAGAGAAGAACUUAGACAAAGAAGAUGGAAGGAAGCUGGUUCCACAGGAAAAGAUUUUCCUUCUACCUCCUUCUCGGUUUUCUGCUUCAAGGAGGGGGCGUUACUUUCACCAUCAAUUGCUCAGGGUUUGGCCAGCACGGGGCGGAUCCCACCGCUCUGAAUUCAGUGUUUAAUAGAAAGCCCUUCCGUCCGGUCACCAACAUCAGCGUCCCCACCCGAGUCAACAUCUCCUUCACGAUGUCUGCCAUCCUAGAUGUGGUUUGGGAUAACCCAUUUAUCAGCUGGAACCCAGAGGAAUGUGAGGGCAUCACGAAGAUGAGUAUGGCAGCCAAGAACCUGUGGCUCCCAGACAUUUUCAUCAUUGAACUCAUGGAUGUGGAUAAGACCCCAAAAGGCCUCACAGCAUAUGUAAGUAAUGAAGGUCGCAUCAGGUAUAAGAAACCCAUGAAGGUGGACAGUAUCUGUAACCUGGACAUCUUCUACUUCCCCUUCGACCAGCAGAACUGCACACUCACCUUCAGCUCAUUUCUCUACACAGUGGACAGCAUGUUGCUGGACAUGGAGAAAGAAGUGUGGGAAAUAACAGACGCAUCCCGGAACAUCCUUCAGACCCAUGGAGAAUGGGAGCUCCUGGGCCUCAGCAAGGCCACCGCAAAGUUGUCCAGGGGAGGCAACCUGUAUGAUCAGAUCGUGUUCUAUGUGGCCAUCAGGCGCAGGCCCAGCCUCUAUGUCAUAAACCUUCUCGUGCCCAGUGGCUUUCUGGUUGCCAUCGAUGCCCUCAGCUUCCACCUGCCAGUGAAAAGUGGGAAUCGUGUCCCAUUCAAGAUAACGCUCCUGCUGGGCUACAACGUCUUCCUGCUCAUGAUGAGUGACUUGCUCCCCACCAGUGGCACCCCCCUCAUAGGUGUCUACUUCGCCCUGUGCCUGUCCCUGAUGGUGGGCAGCCUGCUGGAGACCAUCUUCAUCACCCAUCUGCUGCACGUGGCCAACACCCAGCCCCCACCCCUGCCUCGGUGGCUCCACUCCCUGCUGCUCCACUGCAACAGCCCAGGGAGAUGCUGUCCCACUGCGCCCCAGAAGGAAAAUAAGGGCCUGGGUCUCACCCCCACCCACCUGCCCGGUGUGAAGGAGCCAGAGGUAUCAGCAGGGCAGAUGCCAGGCCCUGCGGAGGCAGAGCUGACAGGGGGCUCAGAAUGGACAAGGGCCCAGCGGGAACACGAGGCCCAGAAGCAGCACUCGGUGGAGCUGUGGGUGCAGUUCAGCCACGCGAUGGACGCCAUGCUCUUCCGCCUCUACCUGCUCUUCAUGGCCUCCUCCAUCAUCACCGUCAUAUGCCUCUGGAACACCUAGGCAGGUGCUCACCUGCCAACUUCAGUCUGGAGCUUCUCUUGCCUCCAGGGACUGGCCAGGUCUCCCCCCUUUCCUGAGUACCAACUAUCAUAUCCCCAAAGAUGACUGAGUCUCUGCUGUAUUCCAUGUAUCCCAAUCCGGUCCUGCUGAUCAAUUCCAAUCCCAGACAUUUCUCCCUGUUCCUGCAUUUUGUUGGCUUCCUUCAGUCCUACCAUAUGGUUCUAGGUCCCUCUUACGUCAUCUGCAUAGCAGACUAUACCUCUUCUGUCCGCUGACUUUCCCAAUAAAUAAUUCUGCAGAGA